CCAUGUCAAAGCUCUUUGCGUUUGAUACCAAUUUUUCUUCAUCGUCACCCUUUGUCCAACCCCCUUCUUCCACCACCAAAAGCCCUUGCAUGCGUACCACGUGUCGGAGGAACAGAAAAGACAACUCCCGAACGCCGUCCUUUUUUAUCAUGACUGCGGAGUUUCUCAUCAAUUCUCAUCUUCGUGUCCACAUUGCAACAAAAGAAACCAAAAAGAAAAAAGAACAACGACUAGAUACAAGACCGAAAACAUGAACGAAAUGAGAAAAAUCCAGUAUGUAUCUUCUACUGCCGCAGCAAGUUGAGAAGUUUGUGUCAGAUGUCCAUCACAUCUUCAGUCAGCAACAUGGCUCCCAUCUUCCAUCUUCCGUCACAUCCCCCGCCGAUAUUACCAAAAUUCUUCGCCGAGUCGUCAAAAAGGUCCAAAGAGCACAAGAGAAGGAUAUCAAAAGAAGCAUCGGUAUACCGCCGUAUGGCUGGCUGGUCGAAACAGCGGCUCGAUGCAUGUGUGGCUGAGAAGAGAAGUUGAUACAUUGGAUCAUUCCCCCACUCCGGUAUGGAAUGGAAGAGGCCGGAUGUGGUCGUGAUAUCGUUUCGUCAUAGUCGACUGCCGUCGUCGACUUCGAGAUGCAGGUGUCGUUUGCUCCAGCAUGCAGCUGGUGCUGGAGAUGCUAUUGAGCGCCCAUGUACGCCGCGCAGAUGCAAUUCACAGAUAACAAGGUGAGUCAAGGCUGGUUGAGAUCACAAGGUCUCUUCGCCAGCAUGCUGGUUGGCAAGCUCAAGCAAACGCUGAUGGAAAGGC
This is a messenger RNA of Pseudocercospora fijiensis CIRAD86, 801 nucleotides long. RefSeq lists its product as uncharacterized. The transcript has a single exon. The record is from RefSeq and is a predicted model, not a curated record. NCBI's taxonomy places the organism in Eukaryota, Fungi, Ascomycota, Dothideomycetes, Mycosphaerellales, Mycosphaerellaceae. The annotation marks the transcript as partial.